GAUAAAAUAAAAACACACGAGCUCCGCUCUGCGGAGCGCGUGCUCGCGUCUUUACGACGUCAUUUCCCUCCUUCAUUCGCGCGGUAUGCUGCUAACUGCAACUAGCCAAAAAAGGGGGGGAGCUGGUAGUUCAGAUCUCUCACCGACAUAAGCAGCGGAUCAGCUCGUUUUUUCAACUAAAGCAUUGCUACCAAACGAGGAAACAAGUGUCGCCAAUGUAUAUGAAAGUUUUUAUUUCCUUCACGUAAAGAGAGGGGCGUUUGUUGUUGACAUUAAUGAGCGCUCCGGCAGAGCUGACUGGCUAGCUUAACUUUUUUUCAUGUAUAAUCUAAACCUUGCAUUUGUUCUGAUGAGGCGUUAAGGCCGUUCAUUGGACCUUCUAACCGGUUACGAUGAAGCUGCAGUGCGAUGUGGAAGUGGUCAACCGGAUGCUGCCCACGUUUGGGAUGAGAAGUCGGGGGAAAGGAACGAGGGCGAUGCUUUCUAUCGGAAAGCAUCUGGACAAGACGGCUCAACGGCAAAGCGUCUUUCUGAUGAUCUGCACGGCCAGAGACAGGGCAGGAGCAAAGUACAAGCUGAAAAACAACAUCGAAAAGUUCUUCACCUGGUUUGUGGAGGAAGGCAAAGCCACCGUGAGACUAAAGGAACCUGCUGUUGACAUUUGUCUGAGUAAGGCUGAUACAAACAGUUUGAAGAACUUCCUCUCAGCCGCUCGCUUGGCAGACAAAGGAAAUGACGCGAGCAGCCUCCCCCUGUCCACGCUCGCUCCGGUUCGCGCCAGAGACGUGGAGCAACCAAAGAGGAAACUCACCAUCAUGUCCAAAAAGGACUACCCCCUCACCUCCAACUUCCCCUAUUCUCUGGAACAGCUGCAGGUGUCGUACUGCAAGCUGGCGCAGGUGGACAUGCGAAUGCUGUCGCUCAAAGUUCUCCGAAAGCUCGACCUCAGCAACAACCACAUCAAGAAACUCCCGGCAACCAUUGGAGACCUCAGCCGCCUGUCGGAACUGAGCUUGCACAACAACCAUCUGGAGGCUUUCAGCGAGGCGCUCUGCCUGUCCACCCUGCAACAGACCCUCCAGGUCCUGGACAUCAGUCAGAACCGGCUGCGGUGCCUUCCCGCUCAGUUCUGCCAGCUCCGAGAACUAGUAAACCUCAAAUUGGACGACAACCAGCUGGCGCGUUUGCCGUUUCACAUCGGGCGGCUUUCAAAGCUGAGGUUUUUAUCCGCAGCCAAUAACCAGCUGAGCGGUCUGCCCGGAGACUUCCGUAAGCUGAGUCUGGAGAACCUGGACUUGUUUGGAAACCCUUUCAUCCAUGCUAAUCCCCUGGACCACACAAUGCAGCUGACAUUCCCGCUCCCUCUACAGGAGUUAGCAUUAAGAGCUGUAGCCAAUUUGAGAAUUCCAUACGGACCUCACCUCAUUCCUGCCCACUUGUGCCGCAACCUUGAAGUCGCCAAAACCUGCGAGUGUGGCCGCGCCUGCGUCAACUAUUACAUCGAGACGGCAGUGAGCAUGAACCUGCACCAAGUCUCACACACGGUGGUGCUGGUGGACAACAUGGGAGGAACGGACGCUCCGGUCCAGCAGUUCUUCUGCUCCCUGUCCUGCUACUCCCAAUACUUGGACCUCGUCCUCCAGAGAAGCCUCCGGUGAAGACAAUCAUCUGCACACAGCAACUCCAAACUGCUGUGCACUGUGGGGGUUUUAGAUGACGCAAAAGUUGCAGAACUUUCUAGGGGAUUCUUUUAACCCCUGGACUGAGUUUAGAAUUGGUUUUAAAUGGGUUCUAACUGCUUGUUUUCCACCAGUUUCCAAAUGUCCGAGCUUUUCUGUUGUGAUCAGCGCACCAAACAGUAUCCACUCCAUCUGCGAUGUCAAAAAAUCUCUUGCUGCUGUCAGGUUUCCCAUAGUCUUUUUUUAAAUAUUAUUAUUCCUGUCUUUUAAAGCAGACUGCAGGCUCCGAUAAUGACCGACUUCUACCAAACACAGUGCCUAAGAGUUUAUUGAGUAAAUGCUAAAAACAGUCGAUCCGUUAUAUUUUUUUUAUAAAUGUUUAAAAAUGAAAUAAAAGUGUUCGUGGUCUUGUCUUAAA
Messenger RNA from Oryzias latipes (Japanese medaka), 2097 nucleotides. It is a transcript of the gene lrr1, whose product is annotated as leucine rich repeat protein 1. The record is from RefSeq and is a predicted model, not a curated record. Gene Ontology annotation, cellular component: cytoplasm. Gene Ontology annotation, molecular function: protein binding. Lineage: Eukaryota; Metazoa; Chordata; Actinopteri; Beloniformes; Adrianichthyidae.